AGAAAAGAAAAAGAAAAAGCAGGAAGAAAAGAAAAAGAAGGAAGGUGCUCAGAAAAAGGCUGCUGAUCAAAAAACCAAAGUGCCAGAACCUACUAAGACCUGUUCAAGCCAGCCCCAACCUGCCGGUAACAGUACCAGCACCUGCACCAGCACUCUGUCCAGCAGCAGCAAUGGCAAGCGUGCAUCUGCCAGCAGCCAGCAGCCAGCUGCGUCCCGUUACCUGCCUCGCGAGGUGCCUCCACGCUUCCGCCAGCAAGAACAGAAGCAGCUGUUAAAGAGAGGCCAGCCAUUGCCUGCAGGGGCUCUGGCCAGUGUGAGCCCAACCCAGGGUGCUGGGCCCGCAGGGGUAAGCCCUCCUCCCCUCCCUGGAGCCGGCGCACAGCAGCAUCCCAGUAAGCUCCAACCAGAUCUCAGUCACGGUGGAUUGGCAGAUCACUAUGAAAGUUCCCACUGGGGACAGCAGCCCACGUACAGAGGUGAAGCCAGCAGCAGCUGGGAUAAAGUGAUAAUAGACAGGACUGACAAGGAGGCGUGGCCUUCCAUCACAGGAGCAGAGACUGAAUCUGCCUCAGAAUGUACCACAGACACUGACUCUGCCUCCAACUGUGGCUCAGAGAACAGUAGCAUGGCUACGGGGAGUGCCCAGGGCACCUUCACUGGACAUACCAAGAAGACUAAUGGCAAUAAUGGCACCAACGGUGCGCUCGUCCAAAGCCCUUCUAAUCAGAGUGCCCUUGGAGCAGGGGGCGCCAGCGGUAAUGGAAAUGGAGCCAGAGUGUGGGCCGUAGCCACAGGCUCCAGCUCCGGCCCAGCUCACUGCUCUCUCAGCGGUGGGGAUGGAAAAAUGGACAACAUGAUCGGAGAUGGGAGAAGUCAGAAUUGCUGGGGGGCUUCCAACUCCAACGCUGGCAUUAAUCUUAACCUUAAUCCUAAUGCCAACCCAGCUGCCUGGCCUGUACUUGGACAUGAAGGAACUGUGGCGACAGGCAACCCUUCCAGUAUUUGCAGUCCGGUCAGUGCCAUAGGUCAAAAUACGGGCAACCAGAACGGGAACCCAACAGGCACUUUAGGUGCUUGGGGAAACUUGCUGCCGCAAGAGAGCACAGAACCACAAACGUCCACUUCUCAGAAUGUGUCUUUCAGCGUACAACCUCAGAACCUUAACACUGAUGGACCAAAUAACACUAACCCCAUGAACUCUUCACCAAACCCUGUCAAUGCAAUGCAGACAAACGGACUGCCAAACUGGGGCAUGGCUGUCGGUAUGGGGGCCAUCAUCCCGCCCCACCUGCAGGGCCUUCCUGGUGCUAACGGAUCAUCAGUUUCUCAAGUCAGUGGGAGCGGUGGUGAAGGAAUCAGCAGUUCUGUGUGGGGACUGUCCCCAGGUAACCCUGCCACAGGAAGUAGCAAUUCUGGGUUCAGUCAGGGGAAUGGAGACACUGUGAACUCAGCGUUGAGUGCUAAGCAGAAUGGAUCCAGCAAUGCUGUGCAGAAGGAAGGAAGUGGAGGAAGCGCCUGGGACUCCGGCCCCCCUGCUGGUCCUGGACUCCUCGCCUGGGGACGGGGCAGUGGCAACAGCAGCAGCGUCAGUCAUAUCCAUUCGGGAGCUUGGGGCCACCCCAGCAGGAGCACCUCUAACGGUGUGAAUGGGGAAUGGGGCAAGCCCCCAAACCAGCAUUCCAACAGUGACAUCAAUGGGAAAGGAUCAACAGGGUGGGACAGUCCGAGUGUUAGCAGCCAGAAUCCUGCCAUGCAGCCUGGCAGUGAACACAUGAACUCUUGGGCCAAAGCUGCGUCUUCUGGAACGACAGCAAGUGAAGGAAGUAGCGACGGUUCUGGCAGUCACAAUGAAGGAAGCUCCGGGAGGGAAGGAGCAGAAUGCCGAAGGCGAGAUAAAGGGGUGAUAGACCAAGGGCACAUCCAAUUGCCAAGGAACGAUCUUGACCCAAGAGUUCUGUCUAAUACUGGCUGGGGACAGACUCCAGUAAAGCAAAACACUGCCUGGGAAUUUGAAGAGUCCCCUAGGUCUGAGAGAAAAAAUGACAAUGGGACAGAGGCCUGGGGCUGUGCCGCUACUCAGCCUUCAAACUCAGGGGGGAAGAGUGAUGGGUCCAUCGUGAACAGUACAAAUACCUCUUCAGUGUCCGGGUGGGCCAGUGCACCGCCGGCUGCUGGGCCAGCAAACACAGGCUGGGGAGACAGCAGCAACAAAGCGCCAAAUGGCCCAGGGGUUUGGGGGGACUCGAUAAGCUCUACUGCUGUUAAUAAUGCUGCUGCUGCCGCCAAGAGUGGCCAUGCUUGGAGUGGGACCGUAAAUCAGGAGGACAAGUCGCCCACCUGGGGGGAGCCUCAGAAACCCAAAUCUCAAAACUGGGGAGACGGACAAAAAUCUAAUCCAGCCUGGAAUGCAGGAGGGGGAGAUUGGGCAGAUUCGUCUUCUGUCCUCGGACACUUGGGGGAUGGGAAAAAAAAUGCCUCUGGAUGGGAUGCUGACAGUAAUCGGUCAGGGUCUGGUUGGAAUGAUCCUACCAGGUCUGGGACCAGUGGCUGGGGUAAUGGCACAAAUUCAAAGGUGAAUCCAGGGACAAACUGGGGAGAGUCUUUAAAACCCGGCCCCCAACAGAACUGGGCGGGCAAACCCCAAGACAGCAAUGUGAGUAACUGGGGAGGAGCCGCUUCCGUUAAACAGACAGGAACUGGGUGGAUCGGGGGGCCAGUCCCUGUCAAACAAAAGGACAGCAGUGAGGCCACGGGCUGGGAGGAACCUUCUCCACCAUCCAUUCGACGCAAAAUGGAAAUUGAUGAUGGUACCUCAGCUUGGGGUGACCCGAGCAACUACAACAAUAAAACUGUAAACAUGUGGGAUAGAAACAACCCGGGCAUGCAGAGCAGUACCACGGCCGCCGCCGCCGCCACCCCCACCACCACGAGCAGCAGCUCGGACGUGGUCGAGACGCCACCGCCGCACCAGGCCGGCGCCCCGCUGAGUCGGUCGCCGCUGCUCGGUCCAGUCUCGGCGGGCUGGGGAGAGAUGCCUAAUGUCCACUCAAAGGCUGAGAGCUCUUGGGGAGAGCCGUCCUCCCCCUCCGCCCUGGUUGACAACGGCACCGCAGCAUGGGGCAAGCCACCCAGCAGCGGCAGCGGAUGGGGGGACCAGCCCACGGAGCCACCGGUGACGUUUGGGAGAGCCAGCGCCCCCGCCCCCACCCCAGCCCUGUGCAAACCAGCUUCAAAAUCUAUGCAAGAAGGCUGGGGCAGUGGUGGGGACGACAUGAACCUUGGCACCAGUCAGUGGGAAGAUGAAGAAGGGGGCAUGUGGAAUAAUGCUGCUUCCCAAGAAAGCACCUCCUCCUGCAGUUCCUGGGGGAACGCCCCCAAAAAAGGACUCCCAAAGGGCAUGAAAACAUCUGGCAAGCAGGACGAGGCCUGGAUCAUGAGCCGGCUGAUGAAACAACUCACAGACAUGGGCUUCCCGAGAGAGCCAGCUGAAGAGGCCUUGAAGAGUAACAAUAUGAAUCUUGACCAGGCCAUGAAAUGGGCUUGCUCAGGGGCCAGCAGAGAUGUCUCUGUGCUGGUGGAGCGCUUACUCUGUCUCACCCUUUCUUUCUCCAAUCAGGACGGCGGCCUAGUGGAAGAGCCCACGACUUCACCGUUUUUGCCUUCACCAAGCCUGAAGCUCCCCCUUUCAAACAGUGCACUCCCUAAUCAGGCCCUGGGUGGGAUUGCCUCAGGGCUGGGCAUGCAAAACUUGAAUUCUUCUAGACAGAUGCCGAGUGGCAGCCUGGGUAUGUUCGGCAGCAGCGGAGCAGCGCAAGCCAGGACCAUGCAGCCGCCGCCGCAGCCCCCCGUGCAGCCUCUGAGCUCCUCCCAGCCCAGCCUCCGUGCUCAAGUGCCUCCGUUUCUAUCCCCUCAGGUUCAAGCACAGCUUUUGCAGUUUGCAGCAAAAAACAUUGGUCUCAACCCUGCACUAUUGACCUCUCCAAUCAAUCCUCAGCAUAUGACGAUGUUGAACCAGCUCUAUCAGCUGCAGCUGGCAUACCAACGUUUACAAAUCCAGCAGCAGAUGCUACAGGCUCAGCGUAAUGUUUCCGGACCCAUGAGACAACAGGAGCAGCAAGUUGCGCGCACAAUCACUAACCUGCAGCAGCAGAUCCAGCAGCACCAGCGCCAGCUGGCCCAGGCCCUGCUCGUGAAGCCGCCACCGCCCCCGCCGCACCUGUCUCUGCACCCCUCUGCAGGCAAAUCGGCCAUGGACAGCUUCCCCCCCCACCCCCAGGCCCCCGGCCUGCCCGACCUGCAGACCAAAGAGCCACAGUCUUCACCCAGCACCUUUGCUCCUUACCCUCUAGCCGGACUGAACCCAAACAUGAAUGUCAACAGCAUGGACAUGACUGGUGGUUUGUCAGUGAAGGACCCGUCUCAGUCCCAGUCACGCCUCCCUCAGUGGACACACCCCAACCCGAUGGACAACUUACCCGGUGCUGCUGCUCCCCUCGAUCAGAACCCCAGCAAGCAUGGUGCUAUCCCUGGAGGUCUAAGCAUUGGGCCUCCAGCUAAGUCCUCCAUCGACGACUCCUACGGCCGGUACGAUUUAAUCCAGAACAGUGAGUCACCAGCCAGUCCUCCUGUAGCGGUUCCCCAUAGCUGGUCACGUGCCAAGUCUGACAGUGAUAAAAUCUCCAAUGGCUCCAGCAUCAACUGGCCCCCAGAAUUCCAUCCUGGAGUUCCAUGGAAAGGACUUCAGAAUAUAGACCCUGAGAACGACCCUGACGUCACUCCUGGAAGUGUCCCCACCGGGCCCACCAUCAAUACCACCAUACAGGACGUCAACCGCUACCUCCUCAAGAGUGGAGGGUCCUCCCCCCCGACAUCUCAGAGUGCCGCGCUGCCUUCCUCGAGUGCCUGGCCGCUCAGUGCCUCUGGCUACGCUCGCUCCUUCAGCAGCAUCGCGCCCGCGCCCAGCAUUGCAGGUAAACUGUCAGACAUUAAAUCGACGUGGUCCUCUGGCCCUGCCUCCCACACGCAAGCCUCUCUGUCUCACGAACUGUGGAAGGUGCCCAGAAACACUACUGCACCCACAAGACCACCUCCAGGGUUAACCAAUCCCAAGCCUUCCUCCACCUGGGGAGCCAGCCCCCUCGGCUGGACCAGCUCUUACUCCUCAGGUUCCGCAUGGAGCACCGACACCUCAGGACGGACAAGCAGCUGGCUCGUUCUCCGCAACCUCACGCCCCAGAUCGACGGCUCUACCCUGCGGACGCUGUGUUUGCAGCAUGGGCCUCUCGUCACAUUCCACCUGAACCUGACUCAAGGCAACGCCGUGGUCCGCUACAGCUCCAAGGAGGAAGCCGCCAAGGCCCAGAAGUCCCUGCACAUGUGUGUUCUGGGAAACACUACCAUCUUGGCCGAGUUUGCCGGCGAAGAAGAGGUGAACCGUUUCUUAGCCCAAGGCCAAGCACUGCCGCCCACCUCCGGCUGGCAGUCCGGCACCGGGUCGGGCCAGACACGGCUGGGCGCCUCGGGCAGCUCCCACGGCCUGGUGCGGAGCGACACUGGCCACUGGAGCACCCCGUGUCUGGCCGGCAAAGGGAGCAGUGACCUGCUGUGGGGCGGGGUCCCCCAGUACUCGAGCAGCCUGUGGGGCCCACCUAGCAGUGACGAUGGCAGGGUGAUCGGAAGCCCCACCCCACUGAACACUCUGCUUCCCGGCGACCUUCUCAGUGGGGAAUCCAUCUAGGACCGAGAGGACCCCGUGGGCGCCACAGUCAUCAGCACUAGGAAGAAAAGGCUGACCCUUUCCAGUCCGGGCAGCGCUGAGGACCCCGCUUGACCUGAGCAGCCCGGCAGCCCUUUGAGUACCUCUGUCCAGUACUGAAGACGAACCCUGGCCGCAGUCCUUGUGAACUGUUCACGAGACAGUGCGGGCUGUGCUUGGUCAGUGUCACAUGCUAAUGACAGGAUGUUCCUCAUAGCUUUUUAUUUUGUGUUGUCUUAUGUUUGUAUGGUGUGUUGUCGUUUUGAUUUUUUAAGUAUAAAAGCUGCUUAGAAUAGUUCUAUCAUGAAGGGCACUUUUCAGAUUGUGGGCUGGAAAGGGUUAUUUUAU
Neomonachus schauinslandi (Hawaiian monk seal) is the source of this 6103-nucleotide messenger RNA. It is a transcript of the gene TNRC6C, whose product is annotated as trinucleotide repeat containing adaptor 6C. The transcript has 22 exons. Lineage: Eukaryota; Metazoa; Chordata; Mammalia; Carnivora; Phocidae. Gene Ontology annotation, molecular function: protein binding; RNA binding. Bases 626 to 5737 code for a protein of 1703 amino acids. Gene Ontology annotation, cellular component: nucleoplasm; P-body. Gene Ontology annotation, biological process: miRNA-mediated post-transcriptional gene silencing; positive regulation of nuclear-transcribed mRNA poly(A) tail shortening. The record is from RefSeq and is a predicted model, not a curated record.